Canariomyces notabilis is the source of this 3107-nucleotide messenger RNA. Its product is annotated as Pkinase-domain-containing protein. The transcript has 4 exons. Gene Ontology annotation, biological process: protein phosphorylation; intracellular signal transduction; regulation of MAPK cascade. Gene Ontology annotation, cellular component: cytoplasm. Lineage: Eukaryota; Fungi; Ascomycota; Sordariomycetes; Sordariales; Chaetomiaceae. Bases 263 to 2998 code for a protein of 911 amino acids. Gene Ontology annotation, molecular function: ATP binding; protein serine/threonine kinase activity. The record is from RefSeq and is a predicted model, not a curated record.
AUCACGCCGCAGAUUCAACCAGAGACGACCAGUGCGCGACGGCAGCUCCGACGGAAGCUAAAGUAGAGAGCCAAGCAGAGGACGAGAUCAAGCAGAGGGUAGGAAAGGCCAAAACGCAAUUUUGCGACCCUCGGUUGCGUGCCUCAAUUUGCUACCACCCAUCCUCCAAGAGUUGCUUUGUCCGGCUCCCGACGUAUGUUGAAAUUUUUCAUUAUUAUUCUUCUUUUUGCGGCCCCCUAACUUCUCUCCACUGUGCCGUGAGAUGGAUAGCCCAAAGAUCCCUUCCUCCGGCACCUCACAACGUCGCAGGCUCACCAAGAAACCUCCGUCGGCCCAUCAUCACCAGCACCAGCACCCUCACCCUCACCACCACCAUCACCGCAGCCACUCCAGCUCCAUCCACAGCAUCAGUCUUGAUGGUCGUGUUGACGCCCCAUCUCUAGGAAGCAAACGCAGCUCGGCCAGCUUGAAGCGGACCCCCACUGCUGCAGCUGCUGCAACAGCAGCAAACGCGUCCCCCUCGUCCUCGCCACGCUUCCCCGCCGCACCUUUGUCGUCCGCUUUCUCACCCUCGGCCCGGUCGCACACCUCGCCCAUCCUUCCCGCCGGCAAGCCUACGGCGCUGUUUGCCCUGUCGCAGCCGCAUUCUCACCCCGUGCACGCACGCUCGGACGCGCCUCAAUUCACACAUCCCGGCCCAGCGAAUGCCCUUCAACCCCUCAGCACCAAGACUUCAGACGAACUAAUUGGCGCUCCCUUUGACGGCACAGCGAUUCUCAACCGCAUCGAGGCGCUCAAAACCCGCACGCAAAGCAGUGACAGCAGUAACUACAGCAGUAACCACAGCAGUAACAGGAGCAGUACCCUGACCCCGCCCCGUUCUGCCGUUCCUCAGUCGCCCGACGCGAACGACGGGACGCAGGCCAUGGGUCACUCGCCGCCGCCGCCGCUGCGACAGUCUGCGAGCUUUCCUGCCACCGAUCUGCCCAUUCUGAACGAAAAGCCCGGCACAUCCAAAAUGGAGGCUUCAACGGCACCUAAGCGCUACUCGGACGAAACCAAGGAGAGCAAGAUCCCCAGUGUGCUCAGGAAGAAGUCGGGCUUCUCCGGCUUCAUGAACAGCCUAGUGGGGUCGCCCAAGAAACCGUUGAUCUCUGCACCGGAGAAUCCAGUUCACGUAACACACGUCGGUUAUGACAGCUCAACCGGCCAAUUUACGGGACUGCCCAAAGAGUGGCAACGGUUAAUCAACGAAAGCGGCAUCACAGAAAAGGAUACGCGGGAGCAUCCGCAAAUCCUCGUUGAUGUUCUGACAUUCUACAAGGAAACCCAGGAAAAGCCCCAAGAAGACCAACAACUAGAAAAAUUCCAUGACGCGCGGGCGGCCGACUACCGCGCCAUAUCCGGCACCCCGUCAUCCUCAUCCACUCUCGUCUCCCCCGGGCUGAUGCCCUCGCCCUAUGGCGCGAUCUCCCCCUUGAUCAGCCCGCCUGCGAGUCCGAGGUUUCCAAACGUCACUCAUGAAGGCAGUUUCGAGAAUCCCCGCGCUCCCCCGCCAGUCCCGAAGGGUCCUUCCCUCCCGGUAAAGGACAUAAACCUAAUGCCCAGUCGACCCGCUCCCAAACCCCCAACAGUCCUAGCGUCGAGAGGGCAGCCACCAUAUCCCGCCAAGGAUUCGGGGAUUGGCAUGCCGCCGCUUGGUGAAGAUGGUUCACCUUCAUAUCUCCCGCCGAAAGACAGUGUGCCAAUGCUGCCAGAGGAGCACCGGUCAAGGUCGAAUUCACGAGCAACCGGCGCAUCGCCAUAUUUACCCUCACAGCCGUCCCCCUCUCUCCCCUCUCCAGCCAAUCAGACAGCGAUGUACCAACAGCAGUUAAUGCAGCAGCAGCAGGAGCAGGCAAUGGCCCAGGCGCAAGCUGCCAUGAGCGGCCAGCUAGGGCGGCAAACGAGCAAGCGCCAGCAACCGACUCCGCCAACCUCGCAGCACCAGCACGCGCAGCAAGGGGACGCAAACGGUCGGGUGCAACCAGCACAAACCAGGCUUGCACAACCGGGAUCGAGACCGCGGCACAGGCCACGGCAAAGCAACGGUGUUGACGUGGUGGCUGCCUUGAAGAGGAUAUGCUCCGAGGGCGAUCCGCGGGAGAUCUACCGCGGCUUCAACAUGAUCGGUCAAGGCGCGUCCGGGGGCGUGUAUACCGGGCACGAGAGGGGGACCAACAGGCUGGUGGCCAUUAAGCAAAUGAAUCUGGAGCAGCAACCAAAGAAGGACCUGAUAAUCAACGAGAUUCUGGUCAUGAAGGAGAGCUCACAUCCUAACAUUGUCAACUUUAUCGACAGCUACCUGUGUGGAGGAGAAUUGUGGGUAGUGAUGGAGUUCAUGGAGGGCGGAAGCUUGACCGAUGUGGUGACGUUUAACAUCAUGACUGAGGGUCAGAUUGCCUCCGUCUGCAGGGAAACACUCCGGGGCCUGCAGCACCUGCACUCGAAAGGUGUCAUUCACAGGGAUAUCAAGUCUGAUAAUAUCCUACUCAGCAUGGAGGGCAAUAUCAAGCUGACCGAUUUUGGUUUCUGUGCGACGAUCAACGAGGCGCAGAACAAGCGGACAACAAUGGUGGGAACACCGUACUGGAUGGCGCCCGAGGUGGUGACGCGCAAGGAGUACGGCCGCAAGGUGGAUAUCUGGUCACUGGGCAUCAUGGCCAUCGAAAUGAUUGAGGGCGAGCCUCCGUACCUGACCGAGUCACCGCUGCGCGCCCUCUGGCUGAUUGCUACCAACGGAACGCCGCAGAUCAAAAACGAGCAUGAACUGUCGGCCGUGUUCCGCGACUUUUUGUACUUUGCCCUCAAGGUGGACCCGGAGAAACGAGCAAGCGCCCAUGAUCUAUUGAGGCAUGAGUUCAUGAAGCAAUGCGUCGAGCUAUCAACAUUAGCGCCCCUGGUCCGAGCCGCGCGGGAAGCGAGAGCACAGGAAAAGGCCCGGAAGGGACAAUCAUGAAGCGGAUGCCUGUCACUUUGGUCCUUGGGGAUAUUGAUACUUCGACUAGACGGCCGAUCUAGCGAUAUUUGGUGUCUUCACUUAGCAACCCCCUUCAAAGGGCUGUUUG